ACUAGACCCAAUCCUCUUGCGUUUUCAUGGCAAUUUCCUGGCACCUUCCUUCAUCCAAAAAGUCAAACUCAAGUUCACACUGCUUUCGAAAAUUUGCACUAGAGUGAGAAAAAAGACGAAGAGAGAGAAAUUGGAAAGCCAAAAAAAAAAAAAAAACUAGAGCGAGAGAGAAAAAUCAGAAAGAAACAACCGAUUCUUGAUCGUUUGCUCUUGAUUCGAUUUGUGUGUUGCAACCAUGUCUCCUUCUUUAUCGACCCCAACAUAUGAAUAUGAUGUUUUCGUUAGUUUUCGUGGAGCAGAUACCCGCACAAGCUUCACCGCCCAUCUCUUGGCCGCUUUAGACCGUAAAAGUAUUCGAGUCUAUAAAGAUGACAUAAACCUCCCAAGAGGGGAAGAGAUUGGGCCUGAGUUGUUGAAGGCAAUUGAAACAUCAAAGAUUGCAGUUGUGGUGUUUUCUAAAAACUAUGCUACUUCGGAUUGGUGUCUGGACGAGCUGGUGAAGAUCAUGGAAUGCAAAAGUGUGUUAAAUCAAAGGGUGCUGCCUAUUUUCUACGAUGUAACUGAAUCCGAGGUGGUAGAACAAAAGGGGAAUUUUGUGGAGGCUCUUUCCAAUGGCCCUGAAGAGAAGGUGGAGAGUUGGAAGGCUGCUUUGACGGAAGUUGCAAACUUGGCUUGCUUUCGUUUGGAACCAAAUCGUCCAGAGCCAGAGUUUAUAGAGGAAAUUGUUGAAGUCAUUUGGAAAAGACUAAAAGGGGAAUCAUCCACCGUUCAAUCCCGUCGUCAGAUUGAUAAUCCCGGUACAGGUGCCGGUGAAGACUCUUCAAUAAUCAUCUCGCAAAAUGAUGCUUCAUCUGUUCAAAAUGUUAUUGCUGAGUGGAGUCGUCUUUUUUUUUUUAGCCUUAUAUAGACAUUUUGUUUUUGAAUCUAACUAAAAAGAUUCUCUAGUUUUUUUAUUUAUUUAAAAUCUCAGACGUUGCGUGCGGAGCAGUAAGACUUUAAAGGGUCACAAGUCUGAAGUAUGAAGUCUUCAGCAGCUACAAGCCGAAUAUUCCCUUCAACUCCACUGCCAAGUAAGGAUUGGAAGUGAAACCUAUUCCUCCCCCAGUCGAUUUUUCCCAUUCGGCUCCUUCCCUGCUUUACUCAUUUUAGCUGUUACAUUUUUUCUUUUCUUUUUUGUAUUUUAUUUUAUAUAUAUGUAAUUCGAUUAUUACAACGGGUAAAGAAAAUUUGAAUUCUGAACGUGGACAUGUACUAUUUGUUGAAAGAACGUGUACUUUUUAAGUAUGAUUGCAUAAUUGAUGUUUCAAUAGAGGAAUUUUUUCUUA
Molecule: messenger RNA, 1325 nt
Organism: Quercus robur (English oak)
Lineage: Eukaryota; Viridiplantae; Streptophyta; Magnoliopsida; Fagales; Fagaceae
Product: disease resistance protein RPV1-like
Exons: 2
Coding region: 236-907 (223 amino acids)
Biological process (GO): signal transduction
Source: RefSeq, a predicted model, not a curated record